Messenger RNA from Mucor mucedo, 570 nucleotides. RefSeq lists its product as uncharacterized. The transcript has 3 exons. The record is from RefSeq and is a predicted model, not a curated record. Gene Ontology annotation, molecular function: FMN binding; NADPH dehydrogenase activity; NADP binding. Bases 1 to 570 code for a protein of 189 amino acids. Gene Ontology annotation, cellular component: intracellular anatomical structure. NCBI's taxonomy places the organism in Eukaryota, Fungi, Mucoromycota, Mucoromycetes, Mucorales, Mucoraceae.
AUGCUAUGCGAAUACUUGAAUCUGGAAAAUUGCUUGUCAUACUGUCAAGAAUCCCAAAUUCUCGCAGUUGACGACAUACAAUCAGUGAUUGAUGAUCUCACUGGAUUACAGGCCCAUUUCUCUCCAUCAUUAGCUAGUGAUUGUAAAAUCCCUGACCCCCAAAGUCAUGAUGAAGAUGGUUGGGAUGUCUAUCAAGCCAUUGAAUAUGCCAAGUCUUUAAAUAUGAUCGGUGUUGAUGUGAUUGAUGUUUCCUCUGGUGGUAGUCGAUCAGAUGUCAACUACGUGGUUUAUAAAUUAUACCAAGUACCCUUUUCCAAGGCUGUCAAACAUAAAGCGGGUAUCUCCACUGGACGCGGAAGAGAUUUUGCGAAAGGAAAAAAGCCAACCACAUCUGGGUGGGUCAUGAACCGUUGUGCUGUUGAGUUGGGAAUUUGUAUGGAGUACAACCCCGUAAAACAUUGCCAUAUCGCAUUUUUGGCGAAAAUAUCAAACAUUGACCGCCAAUCGCCCGACUAUCAAAGUACAAAAAUGAGCAACUGGCACAGAUCGAUAUCCAGCUUCGUGGUUUAG